Molecule: messenger RNA, 8694 nt
Organism: Cinara cedri
Lineage: Eukaryota; Metazoa; Arthropoda; Insecta; Hemiptera; Aphididae
Source: the annotation of a GenBank genome assembly
AUUGUGUCGCCGACGUCCGUUCAGUAGCUACGUCCUCUUUCUACCACUGCAUCCCGUAUUUUUUUGAAUAAUUGAAUAUUAGUAUCGUUCGACUUGAUUUUGUCCCGUCGCCGUUCGCAACACAACACAGGUAAAUAUACAAACGGUCGGGGGCAGUAUAUUAUUAAUAUUUUUUAUUCCGUACUCGCGUUUUUACCACCCGUUCGAAAAUCGGUUUUCUCGCGGCCGGGCCGACGAGAAUCGAUUACGUAACCUCCACACACAGCCGCGUGUUUCCGACAUUUUUUGAAUGUCGGCCGGUCUUUAAUUGCAUUACGGGACGGUCUACCUAAUGAAUUGUAAGACUCCCGGUGUGUCGCGAUUCGGCCUUUUCCUCGAAAAUUAACCUCGCGCGAGUUUGGCCGAACGCUAUUGCUGGCGGCGGCGGCUCGGUUGGGCGCUUUCUCGUCUCGAUAAUACCAAUAAUUAUGACGUCGCGGCGUUACGUAACGUGUUCGGUUCGCACGCACAAUAAAUUCCAUUGUAUGUAUAUUUUUAAUAACGCGUUGGCAAUAAUUACGCGCUGGUUUUGCGGCGAUCUUUCGAUGUUAAUAAUUGUCCGCAGGAUACGUUUGUUUUUUUUUUUUUCUCCGUGCAAACGAAACUAACCUAUGCGCCCACCGCGGCCGGCACCCAUAAAAAAAAAAAAAAAAAAAGACGUCGUCGCGGUUAUUAUCUAGACUGCUCGCCGAUAAUCAUCGAUGUCCGUAGCCCCCGUGUAAUCGUAAAUAAUAUUUAGAUUAUUAUUAAUUUUUUUUUCAUACAAAAAUAUUUACCGAUAAUUUGAUCACGUUUUCCGAGUAAAAAUGCUUAAUGUUAAUCGCCUUUCGACGUCUUAACGAAUUUUCGAUUAAUAAUGAAUCUUAUUAUUAUUAUUUUUUUUUUAUAUUCAACAGAAUUCAUCGUUUCGUUUCACGGUUGUCGAAUUUGUCGUUGCUUAAUUCCUGUAAGAUUUUAAUUUAAACGACGUUUUUCGAACAUUAACCAUUUUCGACCAGUGGAUAACUCGAAUCCUUCAUCAAUUUAUGUUAUGACGUUUUUCCCGUUUAUUAUUUUUAAACUUUUAAUUAACCACUUCUCGUAACUAUUAUUGUUUUCUUCUAAACUAUAGAACACUGAUAAUUAUAAUCCAGACAACUUCUUUAAUGAUUAAUAACACUUAAAUAUUUUGUUUUAUAAAUGUACUGAUUUGAAAUAUAUCUACUCAUUAAUAUUUUAAGUAUCUAUGUUAUAUUUGCUUUAAAAUAAUUGAAAUUAUAAAAUAAACAAUGAUUUAAUUAGCAAAUAUAGAUAGGUACCCAGAGAUUUUAACAAGUGGGUUAACCUUGAAAAAUAAACAAUUACUAUAGUCUAUAAAACCUAUCUACUUAUUAAAAUUGUAUUCAUCACUUCGAUUAGGAUUACCUACAAACUAAAUUCGCUUGUAGAUUGUUAUUUAAAUUUUAUAAUUUUAGUAAUAAUUUUUAUUUUUUAAGUGCUGAAAAUUAAUUAUAAAAUGAACAGUUAUUCUAUUUCUAAUCAAUUUCCUAAUGUUUUACCAAUUCAUAAUAUACCAACAUAUAUAAUCAUAUGUUAUGUAAGGUUUAUACAUAGUAUUAUAAUGUUUAAUAUUAUCAAUCUCAAAACUGUAGAUGUUGGUAAAAUAAAAUAAUAUAUUGACGGCCAGUAAACAAUAACAGCAAAUUGCACCUGUGUACAUAAUAUCUGAUGAAGUAAAUAAAAAUAUUUUGGAACAUAUAAAAAUUCAUUUGUUUGUUCAAUUUGUUAAAUUAUAUAUACCUUGUCAUUAUUAAAGUUCAUAAAUAAUUAUGUUGUUUUAUAAUAAGUAUUUGAAUAAAAAGAAAUAGAUUCAACCAACCAAAUAUAAUGUCUAGGUACCUAUAUUAGAUUAUUAAAUUUUAAUUGUUUGAACAUAGACAAUUAUCAUUUGAAUAGUUGAAUGAUAAUAUUAAUAACUACUUAUGACAUGCAAAAUAAAUCGAUGGAAAUUUUACACUAUUUUUUUGUAGGUACAUUGUACACACACGCAUAAUCAAUUGUUAAUGUUAAUUAUUUAAAUUAUAUGGGUAUUUACUAUUUUCUUAUUGUAUGUCUAUUAUAGCUGUUAGAAAUAACUAAUAUAAAAUCUAUCUAAUGACACUUAUUCAAAAUAUUGAUUUAAAAUUUUAUAAAUAUUAUUUCAUUUUCAUUUUAUUCAGAAAUAUUUUAAUAUUGCAGCUAUAAUUAGGUACUCUAAGUCUGUAACUAGUGGCAUAAUUAAGAAAUAGUUUAAAAUAUUGGUAAAUUAGAUAAUAAAUAUUUUAAAGUUUUAGAAAAUCUUAAUUGUUAGAAAUAAUAUAAAAUGUUAGUUUAGUUAUCAAUUAACUAAAUUUAUAUCAGGUGUAGAAUUGUGAUUUAAUGCAAUAACCCUUAGCUAAUAAUAAUAAUAAUUUGUAAUAAUUGUUUUUUGGAUUUUACUUAUUAUUUAUUGCUAUAUUAAAAUGUUUUACUUAUUAAUAAUACUAGUUGGGGCAAUAAAAAGUAAAACAAAAUUAUUAAAUAGUUAGUAUUCGUGAAUAAAUAUACCUAUAAAUAAAUAAAUGGGUCGCCUGAAUUAUUACGAAAUGUAUAUUGUAUAACUGGUUUCGAAUUAAAAAUUCAUCGUCUGGUAAAAUCACAAAGUCAAAAAGUAAAACUCCUCUGAAUAUGAAAAAAUAAAUGAAAUAAUUAAGUUUAAUAGGAGAGAUUAUUUAAAAUGAGUUAUCUCAUUUUGUCUGACAAUGAAUUUUUAAUUCGUAACCAGUUGUACAAUACACAUUUUAUAAUACUACAGGCGACUCGUUUAUUUAUUUACAUAUUUAAAAAGUAAAUAAUAUUUUUAUUUUUUACAUUGCUUAUAAAAGUGUUUUAAUCAUGAUACAUACUGCAAAUUUUAGUUCAAUUAUUUUAAAAUUCUCAAUAUUUAUCUGAAUGUAAUUUGUAUUUUUCAGAAAAAUGGUUUUAUUGCUCGAAAAACCAGCUCCAAAAUUCAAGGGGACCGCUGUUAUAAAUGGAGAAUUCAAGGAAAUCUCACUGGACUCUUACAAAGGAAAAUAUGUGGUUUUGUUUUUCUACCCAUUGGAUUUGUAAUACAUAUAUAUAUUUUUUUAUUUACACUUCUAAAAUGUUAAUUUUUCUCUAGCACUUUUGUAUGCCCAACUGAAAUAAUUGCAUUCUCUGACCGUGCUAAUGAAUUCAAAGCCAUCAAUUGUCAGUUGAUUGCGGCUUCCUGCGACAGCCAUUUUAGCCAUUUGGCUUGGGUUAACACUCCUCGUAAUGAAGGUGGUUUGGGAAAAAUGCAAAUACCUUUAUUGGCCGACAAGUCUGCUGCUAUUGCCAAGGAAUACAAUGUUUAUAAUGAAUCUACUGGAAUCCCAUACCGUGGUUUGUUUAUCAUUGAUGGCAAGGGAAAUUUAAGACAAAUUACCAUCAAUGAUCUGCCAGUUGGACGGUCUGUAGAUGAAACUUUGCGUCUUGUUCAAGCUUUCCAAUUCACUGACGAAAAUGGAGAAGGUAUGUAUUAUUUGAAAAUAAUAUGCUUUGUUGGGAUUUAACGGGUACAUAAUUUAUUAACAAACCUGGUACCAAGUAUUAAUCGAGGAAUAAUUUAUAUAUAUGUUGAGCACAGAAUAUGGUAUUCGUAUAUAGAUAGGACUAUGGCUGGGCCGCUCGUGCGCUUGUUUACUCCUCCACAUAACUUGAUUUCAGUGAAGGCAGCCGAUUGUCAUUUCUUCCGUUUUUGACUAUACACCGCUAGGAUAUUUUGUAGAAAUUCAAUUGUUAUUAUUAUCAGACAUCGCACGUUUUUUUACCUUUGCUGUUUUAUAACCUGUUGAUGAUUUUUCAAAUCGUAUAUACAAGCACUUUCUAUAAUAAUCCAGACUUUGUUUUUUUUAUAUACAUAUUUAUUUAUUUAAUAUUUUAUUGAACACUAUAGGUAUAGUACAGUAGGGUAUAAUACAGUAGGUAUAUAUUUAUUAAAUAAUAAAUUAUUAUAUUAAAACAUUUCCUUUUUUUCGUUAAAAUUACAAAUUUAUAAUACUAAUUAUUCGUCAUAUUUACAUAAUCUUUUUAAAAUAAUUAAAAAAACUGAGAAAAAAGUAAAAAUUACCAAACUGUACAAAAAAGUAAACGCUGUAAAAAUGACGUGUGCAUACACCACGGCAAUUGGCGAUAAACAGUGGACUAUCGAGAGUCAACAGUGCAUUAUUUGAAAGGCAGUCUACAACACCUGCACCACUUCUGAAAUUGCCGUUGCAGCGCUGUCGAUAGAUCUGGGAGAGGAUAAAUGGAUAGAUGUUGGGGAUGCGCUGUGGCGAUUCGGUUUGGUCUGAGAGUGACCCGUUCUCCCUAUAGACCAGAUAUAGUAAUUUUAUUUUAAAAAUUGUAUUAUUAUAAAUUCAAGAUUUUUGAUAAAUGGUAUACCUAUACUUGACCGUAGACUGUAAAACCGCAACUCACCUGCGCAUCCCCCUACCACACGGUUACUGAUAUCUGAAUACUACUGUGUCUCAAUGGUGAUGGUGUACAGCGCAAAGCGCUCGCGCUAGAAUAGUGGUGGGGAUGCACAAUAAUGAACAAGUGUCAUAGUAUAUGGAGUAUAUUAUAUAUUUACUCAUUUGCAGUGAUUAUAGUGGGGGGAAUGGAAAAGAAAUAGUUGUAAUGAGCCCAAUGUAGUAAUAGGAUUUUGAGGUAAAAAUGUCUUAAAUAAAUCAAACUCUUACUUAAGUUUAUAAAUAAUUAAUAUUUUCCAUACAAAAAAAAACUACAAGUCCAAUUUAAUUUCACAUACAAAAAUAUUUCAUAAUACAGAGUGACUCCAAGUUGCUCGCAUUUGAUCGCUGAUUAGAUAAUGUUUCGUAUAUAUGCUUGGAGGGACUCCUAUCUAUAUUUUAUUGCUAUCUGGCAAAACCAAAAUUACAUAUGUAUUAAUAUUAUUAUAAUAUUAUAGAGCAGCUAUCUACAUUUAGUGCCAUUUUUUCAUACUUCCUGGAAUCUAAGUAUUGCUCAUUGGUUUGCGUGUUUUAUUAUAAAUAUUAUAUAUUUAUUUUAUAUUAACUUAGGACUACCCUUGUUCCACAUGAUUUGAUAAAUUCAAAAAGGUACAUUUUACUAUUGCCUUCUGUUUCCCCUUAUUUUGAUUGUUGACUUUAUCAUUUCAUUAUAUAUUUUUGUACUGUACUACUUUAUAUGUAGUUGUCUAUCUCUUUUAUUUCGUUUAUGGUGCAUUUCCAUAUUAUUUAAUAUUUUCAUAUUAUUAGAUUAUAUGUUCACUUUAUGGCAGUUGUUUUAUGCCUAUCUGUGCCCUUGGUAUAUAAAAUGUGCUAUUGUAUUUUAUAGAAAUCUUAGCUCUCUGUUUUGGUUGUGGUCCCCCUUUUGAAUUAUAAUUACUAUGGGUUCACACGCGUAUACUUUUAGUAGCGUAUGGUAAUGAAACAUGGUAGGUACGUAACAUAGUCUUCCUUGUUUUUAAGUUAUCAGUUGUUUUUCAUGGUGUAUGGACAUCAAUCAUAUAUGUUGAGUUUUGUUCUCUUAUCAUUUUUUAUCAAAGUGAUUUAAAAUUGUGGGCUUUUUCAAUUUGUUAGUUUGUAUUCUUACAAAAUUUAUGAUAAUAAAGACAUCAAAUGUAAAAAUACAAAAUAUUUUUACACUUUACAUGUGCUGGUUUUAGAAAAACAAAUUUCAGGAACAUGAGUGCUGUGAAAAUAGCAAAGAUUGUAUUUUUGAGUUAAGUUAUAAAAAUAAAGUUAACUUUAGUAAAGGACUGUAGUAACUCGGAUAAACUAUUAAUUUCAUGAGUGGGCAAUUUGAUAAUUUUACUAUGCAACCACGAGAUAAAAUUGAAUUGAUUAAAGAUGUUAGUGGUGAGAAUAAGAAGUUAAAAGAACAAAAUCAAAAAUUUCAAAAUGAAAUGAGUGUAGUUCAUAAUAAAAUUAAUUUUUUAAAGCAAAAAUUAAUUGAAAAUCAUAUUAAAAUAGUUAAUAUUUCGGAACAAGAAUAUGAAGACUUUCAAAUUUGUAAAGAAACUUUCAAAGGCGUUAUUGGAACCUGUAUCUAUUGAAUAUGCUUAUCAGAUUCGGUCAGAAAUGCAAAAGAACCAUAGAAAAUGUGCAGCUUAUCUUAGUAAAUGAAAUGGCCAAAACAUUGGAGUUGGCAGGAAAGAAAUAACUUAAUGCAAAGAAUGUCAAUGCAAAAUAGAAUGAUGAAGAUAUUCUUAAUUAAUCAUUUAAUACAUAUUUUUAAGGAAAGAUGAAAUAAAUAAUAUCAUUGUUAUUGAGGAUGAAAAAUGUUCAAUUAAUAUUGCAUAAAAACUACAUAUAUAACUGUCAUUAUUAUUUGUAGUAUAAAUGUAUAAGUUUACUCAUUUUUAGCUUAUGAAUGCUUUAGAUAUAGCUGAUAUAGUCAUAUUACUAAUUAUUACCUAUCAAUAUCUGAAGCAGGGGUUGUUAGCACAGGGCUAACAUUCCUGCCUACUUAAAAGAGCCUUGUUAUAAAAUCAACUACACCCAAGCCUCGGACAAGAUUACAUGGUUUUUGGAAAGGGAAUGCUGAUUUUAAGAUUGCAACAUGGAAUGUGACAACUCUGUAUAAAAUGGGUGCAAGCCAAAAUUUAGCUGAUGUUUUGGACACUAACAACAAAAGAUAGCAGUCAUACAAGAAAUAAGAUGGUUGAGGGUAGGCCAAUUAACAAUUGAAAAAUACACAAUUUUUUUAUCUGGAAUGGAGAAUACUCAUCAAUUCAGUAGCGGUUUUACAGUUCAUAAGACUUUAGUAUCUUACAUUAAAGACUUUAAUCCAAUAUCUGAACAGAUAUCAAUAUUAACAAUUAACACUAGUCCAAUUAAUAUUUGUAUAAUAAAUGGACAUGCACUUACAGAAGUAAAGGAUAACAAUGUGAAAGAUGCCUUCUACUGCGAUGUGAUGUGACAUGAAAACGAUUAAUCAUAAGUGACUGGUGCUAUCAGUUGCUUGGUAAAAGUUACCUUGUCAACCUUUGUGGAAAAGAUCUAAGAAAAAUGUUCCUUCUUAGUUUAUUACCAGAUAUUAACACCAUGACUGAUCAACAGAAUGUUUAAAAGAAAAGUAUUGGAUUUAAUUGGUGAUAUUUUAACUGAAAAUCCAACACCUCAAAAUGAAACACAGACUUCAAACAUUCGUCCUCAGACUGUGUUAUCUAAUUUCUCCAGUUUGUCAAUAUCUACAUAUAAUCACUCAAACAACUGUUUCACGCCAAUCCACUCCCCUAAACAAGUUAACUCACAAAUGUGCAAUCAAAAUGAAAAUUGAAUAGCUGAACAUGACAUAAAAAAUACUAUUACGAGUACUAUCUAUUGUAUUCAAAUAUAUGUUUUAUAAAAAUAAUUUAUUGUGCUUAAUUUUGUUUUAUAUUUCUAUUUCUAUACUAUUAUUAUGUUUAUGUUUCAUCUUUUCUUUAUUCAUCUUUCAUGCACACAUACACAAAAUUAGUGUCUUGUUUUUCAAUAGCCAGUCUAUUUGCUCUACAAAAAAAAAAAAAAAAAAAAAAAGCUAUAAUGAUUGUUUAUAAAAAAGUAAUACUUUUUUUUGUUAGCAAAAUGAAAAUCCCAUGAGGGAAAAUAGAAUUUAAUAUUAAAAUGCUUUACACUAAUACAAGUUUUGUCAAAAAUUCAUAAAUUAUUUGGGUCCGGUAAAUUUUAAUUCUUUACCAAUUGAUGUUAAAAAAAAUAUAUUCUUGAUAUAAAUAUUAAUAGUAAGAAAUGUAUAAAUAAUGUAUUAUUUAAGGAAAUGUUUAUAAUUUGGUAAUAUUAAGCCUUUAUUUCUAUUUCUCUAUUUUUUAUUUUUUUUAUUAUUAUUUGUAACUUAAUUUAAUUUUUUAUCUCACAUGUACUAUAACUCCCAACACUACCUCAAGCUCUAAUUAAAGGCGAAGGUAAUUUUUGCUAUUUUUCUUAAUACUUUGUGUGUUAUAUUAAUAUGAUGAUAAAUUUCUUUUAAAUUUAAAAAAAAAGUUGUUUGGAGUUGGGGUACAGAGUAAUGGGUCAAGUAAACAUUUUAUAACACAGUACAAGUAAUAAAAAAUAUGAUAUGGGGUACUGGGUUAAGACUUGAUGGCCAGGUACCCAGAACACCCCUAAUACUUAGUGAUUUUAAGUAGGUCCUUGAAAUAAAAUUAUUUUAUUUUAUUUUUCUAGUUUGUCCUGCCAACUGGAAGCCUGGUAGCAAGACCAUCAACCCAGCAAAAUCUCAGGACUACUUCAAAACUGUAGAAUAAUUGUAUUAUACUUAGGUGUAAUACACUAUUCAUUUCUCCAAUGAUUUAUUUUUAUAAAUUCUUAUUAAAAUCAAUUCAUUUGUUUACAUUACAAAAUGUUUAAAAUUAAUGGGAAUAAGGUAUUUAAAUUUUUUCUUUGUAGUAUAUAAUAAUUCCAUAUUAAUUGCAUUAGUAAUUUAUAAUUUUUCUUUUUAUUCAAAUUAUUAUUUAUCGCCAUACAAGAAUAAAUUAUUUUUCAAUUAUAUUAGUAUUAAAAAAAUAAAGAUUUCCAUUACAUUUUUAUGAUGAGAGUUUUAUUUUUCAAAUGAUAGCAAUAUGUAUUGUUUACAUUGUUUAUUCCAUAACCACAUAUCUAGAUUUAAUAAAAAUAAUAUAAAAUAUAUUAU